Zootoca vivipara (common lizard) is the source of this 3777-nucleotide messenger RNA. It is a transcript of the gene CBX1, whose product is annotated as chromobox 1. NCBI's taxonomy places the organism in Eukaryota, Metazoa, Chordata, Lepidosauria, Squamata, Lacertidae. Gene Ontology annotation, cellular component: nucleus. The record is from RefSeq and is a predicted model, not a curated record.
GGAGGAGAACCCGGAGCAUGCGCAGUGCGUCUCGGCGGGCCGAAGGGGUUGCAGCGCUCUUUUGUUUGGCGGAGGUGGAGCGAACGCGGGAGGCCUGUUGUCCAACCGUCGCUCUGUUCUGCUUUGAAACGAGACCGGCUCGCUCCGUGCGCCGCUCGCGCCGUCCUUUUCUCUCCCGCCCGUUUGUUUUUAUUUCCCCUCGUGCGUUCUUGGCGGGGCUGAAGAAGCCUCCUUAAAACUGCAAAGCUGGCGAGCACAAUGGGAAAAAAGCAGAACAAGAAGAAAGUGGAGGAGGUCCUAGAAGAAGAGGAGGAGGAGUAUGUGGUGGAGAAGGUCCUUGACCGGCGGGUGGUGAAAGGGAAAGUGGAGUACCUGCUCAAGUGGAAAGGCUUCUCAGACGAAGAUAACACGUGGGAGCCAGAGGAGAACCUUGACUGCCCUGACCUCAUUGCGGAGUUCCUGCAGCACCAGAAAACGGCACAUGAGAGUGACAAGUCAGAGGGAAGCAAGCGCAAGGCAGAAUCUGAUUCAGAGGAUAGGGGGGAGGAAAGCAGACCAAAGAAAAAGAAAGAGGAGGCUGAGAAGCCUCGAGGCUUUGCAAGAGGGUAUGACCCAGAGCGGAUUAUUGGUGCCACAGACUCCAGUGGAGAGCUCAUGUUCCUGAUGAAAUGGAAGAACUCUGACGAAGCUGAUCUGGUCCCUGCCAAGGAAGCGAAUAUCAAGUGCCCACAGGUGGUUAUCUCGUUCUAUGAGGAAAGGCUGACAUGGCACUCCUAUCCAUCAGAAGAUGAUGACAAGAAGGAUGAGAAGAACUAACCUGCCUCCCCUUCUGUCCCCAUCCUUCCUCUGGCCGACUUUUGUAUUAAAUCAUCAAACUGGGUUUGAACAUGAGUGAGAAAGUGAAGAGGAGGCUGUGGAAGAUGCUCUCUGUAGAAACUGGACAAUUUCUAUGCCCCUGACAACUAGGUAUGACAACAUGCUGUCCCCUUUCUUCCUUUCUCAUCAUAUACACGUGAGGAAAGAUGAGAGAAUUGGUGAGUUCCCAGCUGGGGGGAAGGGUUGAAGCAAAAAUAACUAAAAAUAAUAGAGUUGGAACAGGCUGCCAAAAGGGAUAGCAGGCAGAGGCUAUGUGUUCUUCAGAGACCAUCCCUGUGAUUUACAGCCUUUCUCCCCAAUAGUGUUAACUGCAUUUUUACAGAUUAGCAUGCGUGUAGUUUCUUUCUUCCUUUUUGCUAUUUUCUGUGUUAUCGUUGGGGUGGGAAGGGAGGGUGCAUUCUGAUUGAUUUGGGGAAGGCCAAUUCAUGGUUUCUGUAUCCAGAAUUGCAAUUCUUACAAAAUACAUGCCUCCUGCUGCAAGUGGAAUUGACUCCGGUGAGGCCGGAGCUUAUGUGUCUAAGUGUUAAAGUUAACAAUUUGAUUGCAACCAUGAAUACAGCCACCUUCCAGAAUUAUUACUGCUGAAAUUGGAAUAGUGAGGGCACUCUGCCCCCAAAAUCAUGUGACAAUUUUUUUUAAGUACCUCUGCAUUUUUUUUUAUUCCAACCAACCAGAAACAGAGGGUUUUUAGCCUCCCCCCCCCCCCCGCUCUUGUAUGUAUGUGGCAUUUUAGGCUUCCUUUUAAUUAAGGGGAAGGAAAGCGGGGGUGAAAACUACCCCCUACAGCACAAGGUAGUGGUAGGUUUCAGAAUAUUCUGUAAACAACUAUCUUCUGUUCAGACUUGGGCAUUUAUGAUUGCUUCCCUUGCCCCAAGUCCUACCCACAUUUCAUUUUUAAGCUAAUGACACUUUGUUCUUCCAAAGGACAAUUUUACCUCUGACAUUCAAAAAACCCCACAAGCCACUGACCCCCCCAUUCAUCCUUUGUGGGGGGGGGGUGGUGGUAUGUACGUAGAAGUGUACAAACCUUUUUUUAAAAAAACAAAAACAAAGCAUGUUUAGGUUUCUGUGAAAAUGUUGUCUAAAACUCAAGUGUUUGGAUUCUAACUUCAUACUGAACUGUCUUUUUGUCUCAAUAAAACUUUAGAUUUAUAGUCCUGCUUUUUUUCUUCUUCAUCUGGUCGAGGCCUUCAUCUGGACCACAGGCUGUCCUUUUCAAUUGCAACUAGAAAAUAUUGCAGGAAUAAGUGAUAUGCUGAACUGAGAAGUAUUGCAGUCUGUUAGAGGGGAGCAUGGUCGGUACAUAAAGUCAAGAGAGGGCACAUUCCCUCAGUCAUUAUAAUGCUGAAUUUGGUGACCCUACCUUUUUAUCACAACACAGGCCUACCAACAAAAGUGCAGAAAAUUAAAGACACCAAACAAAUCCUCAAAUAGUGAAUAAGCCAUUUUAUUUUUGUCCUGUGCUCAUACGCUCUCUCUCCUCUCCCCAACAGGUCAUAGAAACCAUUCAAAAUAAAACCUCUACAGAAAAAAAUAAAUUAACACAUGCACACAUCAGGGCUCUAUCCUCCAGCAACCCAGCCACAGUUCCAACACAUUUUGUGCUUCAAGUUUCAUGCUGUCAAAUCACAGAAGCCUGAGAGGUGGAAGAGACUCACUAAUAGUUUACUUCCCCUCUCACCUUUUAUAUAUUCCUUGUAAGAAAUCAUGGCCUUGAGAAAAAACAAGAUCAUAUAGAACAUAUGGCUGCAGAAGUUGCCUCUAUUACAGUGCUUCAUACCCCCAGUUUCCUGGAGGAUGCCCAUUUCAGUGCCAAGUCCUCACACGCCAUCACAUACACAGGACUGACUGGGGAAAACCAAAGCCAUUUAGCUCAUCAGAUGCUGGUAAAGUCAAUAAUACUCCCAGCUGUGCUAUACUGCAAGUUAAACAGCUUCGAGGAUUGCCUCGAAACUUGAGGCCAGCUGUGUUCAAGGCACUACCCUCACCCUUUGCCUUAUUUUUUUAUAAGGAGGAGGAAAGGGGGAAGUUGGAAUGACACCACCCAAGGACAGAAAAGAAACCAGCUGUGGAAUCACAGUUUAACACACCGAGUCUUAAUGGCAGAAAUACCUUUCAGCAGCUUUGAUCAUCUGGCGGAAAGCAUCUCCCUUCUCUCCUUCCUGCAUACCACAAAUCCAUUUUACAGCCCUAUGGGAAUGGGGAAACACAGGCGCACACAAGUCCUACAGAAAUAAAUUAAAACCAAAGUGCCCAUUAAGAAAGGGGCUUGCCAUAGAUGGCUAUUUGCUCUACACAACAUGCCCACUUUAUGGGGGUAAAACCCAUUGUGCUGUAGACCAAGUGGUGAUCACACACCAGACCCCCUCCACCUUGCAGCCUCCGCUAAAUGAAAGUUCAGCCUUCACACCUGGCCCUCACACACCCCUUUUUGUCCACAGAAUGAAUCUCUUCAAGCCAAAUCAGUGAGAAAUGUCAGCAUUGUAGCAUGCAGUUACCAUGCGCCAUCUUGUAAUGUACCUUGAUGGUAGCCCAGUAUAACACUGGCUCCUCACUGUGGGCAGUGACAUGCUUAGUGAGUUUUGAAUGGAAGAGAAGGGUGGUGGAAUCAUAGUAAUUCUAUUAACCCUUUCCACUCCCACCAUUCCAACCUUUAUGGCAGAUUAACUCAAAGUCCACCCAAAAGGCUGUACUCGGUAACUCCUUGCAUGGAGAUCUCUCCAUUCUCCCGAGCUGAAAGGGGUUAAGAAAAAUCACCCUUCCCCCCUAAACAAACACAACUUAAUGUGUUCCACCUGCACUUACAUAUACAUACAGAUGUAGGAAGGGAUGGCGGCUAUUUCAUGGGAUUCAGUCAUGUUGUCAAAUUCCAUACAACUGAUGCCAAAACUGGUUCGGGGG